Molecule: messenger RNA, 1236 nt
Organism: Morchella sextelata
Lineage: Eukaryota; Fungi; Ascomycota; Pezizomycetes; Pezizales; Morchellaceae
Exons: 1
Coding region: 1-1236 (411 amino acids)
Source: RefSeq, a predicted model, not a curated record
AUGAAGACUUCAAUCGUUCUCUCAGCUCUUGGCACUGCUGCCCUCACUGCCGCCCACGGCAUUGUCCAGAACCUCAACAUUGGUGGUGACGAAUACACCGGAUACCUCCCAUACAACGACCCAUACAGUUCACCCGUCCCUGAGCGUAUCGUAUGGGCUUUCCCUACAGCCGGUAACGGCCCUGUAGAGGAUGUCAGCACCUCUGAUAUCACCUGCAACAAGGCUGCCACUGCUGCCCAGCUCACUGCCCCUGUUGCUGCUGGUGAUAAGGUCAGCUUCUACUGGACUACAUGGCCCGAAUCCCACAAGGGUCCUGUCAUGACCUAUCUUGCCAACUGUGGCGGUGACUGCACAACCGUUGAUGCCACCACACUCAACUACUUCAAGAUUGACGAGGCUGGUCUCAACAGCGACGGUACAUGGGCGUCUGAUGACCUCAUUGCAAACAACAACAGCUGGACCGUCACUAUUCCCUCAGACAUCGUUGCUGGUUCGUACUUGAUCCGUCACGAGCUCCUCGCUCUCCACAGCGCCGGUACUGCGAAUGGUGCGCAGUUCUAUCCCAUGUGUGCCAACUUGGAGAUUAGUGGAUCUGGAUCAGCUGUGCCCACCGAUACCGUCAAGUUCCCUGGUGGAUACUCUGCCACUGACCCUGGUAUCUUGGUCAACAUCUAUGGCACUUUGACCAGCUACACUAUUCCUGGCCCAGCUGUCUAUGGAUCUUCUGGAUCUGGAUCUGGAUCUGCUACCACUACUGCUGCUGCCGUCAAGUCUUCUGUUACUGCCGCUGCGACUACCUCUGCUGCUGCUGUUGAGACUACCUCUGCUGCCGCUGUAGAGACCACCUCCGCUGCUGCUGUUGAGACCACUUCCGCCGCCGUCGAGGUCCCAACUACCUCCGCUGCUGCUGUUGUGACAACUUCUACUGCCGUCAAGGUCCCAACAACCUCUGCAGCUGCAAUCAAGACUACCUCCACUGCCGCUGCUGUGGUCCCUACUACAUCCGCUGUUGCCGCAGUCCCAACCACCCUUGUGACCAAGACCCGCGCUUCAACCACUGCGGCCGCCGCCACUACCUCCGCUGCCGCUUCAACCGGAUGCAGCAAUACCUCAGAGGCUUACAACAAGUGCCUCGAUGCUGUCAACGAGUGCAUCCGCAAUGCGCAGUCCAAAACCGGUGGCGCUGUCAACUUUGACGCUUGCAAUGCCCAGAAAAGUGCCUGCACCAUGUGCUAA